Molecule: messenger RNA, 5288 nt
Organism: Eublepharis macularius
Lineage: Eukaryota; Metazoa; Chordata; Lepidosauria; Squamata; Eublepharidae
Gene: TENT4B
Product: terminal nucleotidyltransferase 4B
Exons: 13
Coding region: 118-2166 (682 amino acids)
Biological process (GO): RNA 3'-end processing
Cellular component (GO): TRAMP complex; nucleolus
Molecular function (GO): poly(A) RNA polymerase activity; mRNA binding
Source: RefSeq, a predicted model, not a curated record
UUUCGUUUCUCCGCCUCGCCGCUGCUUCGCUCGCCGGCCGUCCGCGCUGGGAGCCCGAGGGCGGCUCCGCCGGGGCCGGGCCGGGCGGCGUCGUCUGGCGGGCCGGGCCGGCGUUUGAUGGAUCCCCGGAUCGCCUGGUUCCAGCCAGAGCAGCUCGGGCCCUCCAACCGCCUGUGGAUGCAGAUCUGGGAGACCACCCAAGGGGUCCGCAACCUCUACUUCCAGCAGCAGCAGCAGCAGCAGCAGCAGCAGCGCGCCUCCGUCUCCGCCGCCCCGGCCCCCGCGGCCCCGGCCUCCCCGCCCGGCAUGUCCCGCGGCGGCGACCCGCAGCCCGACUUCUUGCCGCUGGAGAGCGCCAGCCACCACCACCCGCACCGCCACCCCGCCGCGCCCUCGGCCGCCCCGCCGGCCCCGGCCCCUGCGGCCCCCUCGCCGUCGCCGUCUUCUUCCCCGGCCCCGUCGGCCGCCAGCAACAAGAGGAAGCGCGACAACAAGGCCAGCACCUUCGGCCUCAAUUACAGCCUCUUCUCCGGGCCCGGCGGGGAGAGCCGCGGGCCGGCGCCGGCAGACGGGCCCCUGGGGAGGCCGCAAGCCGGGCUGGGGGAGCCCGCCUACACCGGUACGCCGUGGAAGAAGAGAAAUUACAGCCAAGGAGUGGUGGGUCUUCAUGAAGAGAUUAUUGACUUCUUCAAGUACAUGUCUCCCAGAUCCGAAGAAGGAAGAAUGCGGAUGGAGGUGGUUAAUAGGAUAGAAAACGUUAUAAAGGAACUCUGGCCUAAUGCAGAGGUGCAGAUAUUUGGAAGUUUUAAGACUGGUUUAUAUUUACCUACAAGCGAUAUUGACUUAGUUGUAUUUGGAAAAUGGGAAAAUUUGCCCCUCUGGACCCUGGAAGAGGCUCUCAGAAAGCACAACGUAGCGGAUGAAAACUCAGUAAAGGUUUUAGACAAAGCAACUGUACCUAUUAUUAAACUGACUGAUUCCUUCACCGAAGUAAAAGUCGAUAUCAGCUUUAAUGUACGGAAUGGGGUAAAAGCUGCUCACCUCAUCGGAGAUUUUAUCAAGAAAUAUCCUGUAUUGCCAUAUCUAGUUUUAGUAUUGAAACAGUUCCUACUGCAGAGGGAUCUCAAUGAAGUAUUCACAGGCGGAAUUGGUUCUUAUAGUCUUUUUUUAAUGGCUGUCAGCUUCCUCCAGCUGCAUCCCAGGGAAGAUGCCUGCACGCCCAAUGCCAACUAUGGUGUCCUUUUAAUAGAGUUUUUUGAAUUAUAUGGACGUCAUUUCAACUACCUGAAAACAGGCAUCCGAAUAAAGGAUGGCGGUUCAUACGUGGCCAAGGAUGAAGUGCAGAAGAAUAUGUUGGAUGGCUACAGACCAUCAAUGCUCUACAUUGAAGACCCACUUCAGCCAGGCAACGAUGUCGGGAGGAGCUCCUACGGUGCCAUGCAAGUGAAACAGGCCUUCGAUUACGCAUAUGUCGUUCUGAGCCACGCAGUAUCGCCAAUAGCUAAAUAUUACCCCAACAAUGAAAGUGAAAGUAUAUUAGGAAGAAUAAUCAGAGUAACGCAAGAAGUGGCAACAUACCGAGACUGGAUAUCAAAGCAAUGGGGGAUGGAGAACAGCACAGAGACUUCAUGCAAUGGGAAUGGGGUGACUUUAAUAGUCGAUAACCAGCAGCUAGACGAAUGCAACAAUAAUCUUUCCGAGGAGUGCGAAUCGUUAGGAAAACCCAGAAGUAAAAGCUCCGAGACACCAAGCAAGCAUUCAUCAAACUCUUCCUCGGGACCUUUGUCGUCGUCAUCUUCUACGCUUUCCAGCUCCAGCGAUGUAGAGUCUGACGGAACACCAUGCAAAUCCUCCAAACAGCUGGGCUGCCGCCAAACAACAGCCAACAGAACGGCGGCUCAGGAUGCAUCGCUGGGGCCCACACAGUCGAGUGGGAAAAUGCCAAGCGGCCAAACAGCAAGCGCACCCAGUGUUGCAAACAAGUUGCAGCAUGGAUCCACGCGGUUGUUCCGCGCUUCUUCCAACAAAGGCUUCCAAGGUCCAGCCAAUUCAAGCCAUGGUACCUCAGUCAUGAACAAGCAGCACCCCGGCAGCAAAUCACACCAGUAUUAUGGAAAGAAAAGGAAACACAAGAGGGACCUGGUUCUUUCAGACCUUUGUAGAUAGUUUUCCUAUUUUGACGGUUGACUGUUCUUCUGUGUGCAAUGGCCUCGUGCUAUAAGGAUAAGUUGGACAGCGACUCCCCGGGGUCUCCUCUGGAGUCUCCCAAGACUGUUGGGGGGGGGGGGAACCCCAGUGGUUGAUCAGCAGCGUGUUCUAAGUUUUCCAGCUUGCCUCUGAACAGAUCAUGAAGACGGAUAACAGCAACAAACAAGGGGGGGAGGGAAAGAGGAGGAAAAGGCCGCUACCGAUAAGUCAUUUGCUACAACAGGGUUUGUUUAGGAUAUAAAAGCUUGAAUGUAAAAUAAAUAUCUCUGAUCAGCUUUUAUGAUGACCUUAUAGGGGUGUAGGACUCAGUAUGUUUAGGGUGGGGUUGGUCAUGAACUCAAAACGAGACAAAUGAUUAAAAAGUGAAAAGAAAAAAAUGUAUUUUGAGGGAAGCCCAGACUUCAAAGGAGAGAGUAAAAUUCACGCAUGAUAAUUUUAAAAAUUAUUUUUGCAUAUAUUUACCAUUUUAUUGUGUAUCUAUAGAUGACCAUAUAGGAGAAAAAUUGACAUUUGUAAUAGUGGCAUUUGUUAAAAACUUUUUACAUAACAUUACUGUUUAAAUCGUAGAAACAAUUUGGGGGGUUCCCCCCUCAGGAUUCAUUUAAAGAGGAGGAAAAUACUUGGAUUUUGUCAGCAUAACAUCAAACAAACAUGAUUUAUGUAGCUCAGAAUUUUUUUUUUCUUCUCCUUGAACAUUGAAUUAGUAGCACAUUGAUGGGUCUGCACAAGUUACUUCUCGGGAGGGCGGGUAAGGGAGACGUCGUGGGGGCAAAGAUUUGUUUUUAUAAAAGGGGUAUACUGACGACACAUGAUGUCGACUCUGGUCUCAUAUUCCUUGCUGGGAAGAAAAAGAAAUGCGUUCACCUUGUCUGACGCGGCAGUGGGAUAUUCCAGGUACCAUCCGAAGCCGCUCGAUUUCGAAGGAAAGUAAGCUAAGUGGGAGGAGAGGUGGCCAUGGCUUUCUCCCGUUUUGCUGCAUUAAACAAGAGUUGAUUAGUUAAUGUCUGCAUUUCAGGAACUCUUCUAAAUCCUUUGCCUUUCUUUUGAUUUUGUGCCUUUUUAAUUCCCUCCCUGUUUCUGCCUCCUUCCUCUCUUCAUUUUCAUCAUUUUUUUUUUAAAAAAAGGUCCCUCUGGAGGAAAAAUAUUUACAAAAAAAAAAAAGAAAAAAGCUGUUGAAUUUAUUUUUUUUAACUCGAGUGUUCUCUCAUUUCCCUUUCAGGUAUUUUUUUUUUAAUUUGCCCGUUAAGGAUUCAAACAAAUCUUCAAUAAUGGAAAUAAAUUUGUAUUGCUGUCUAAUGAUCUGACAUUUUCUCAAAGCCUGUGUGUUUCACUGAAUUGUUGAUCUUCCUCCGCCCCGCAAACCACCUCCCCCCCCCCCCAAGAAUCCAUAAAUGUUUGGAUAUUUCCUAGUUUAGCCAUGCCAUAAAGACACUAAAGUUCAUGCUAUGAAUGCAAAUGGGAAUGUAUAGAGUUGUAGUCACUUGCAUUGUUUUGCAAAAAAAAAAAAAAGGAAAAAAAGAUUUGGAGCACUUUAAUAAUUAGAAUGUAAAGUGACAUUUACUGUAACAUUUUUCUCUGAAGAGGAAAGUGUGUGUGUGUGUAUGCUGAGUAUGUAAGUUUCAAUUCAGUGUAUUUGGGUAUGGAGAACGACGACGAGGACCCUUUUAUCAAGGAAUAAUAGCUUUUAGAUGUUUCUUUUAUCUACUGCAGACCAACUUGACCUUUAAUAAGCACUGAUCAGUGCAGAAGCUUUUUAAAUAAAAUAAUGCAACUCGACCAAAACUGUCAUGACUGAAAACUUCUAUAUAUCUAUAUAUAUCUAUAUAUAUAUCUAUAUUAAAAAACAACACUCAACAUGGUAUAAAAAGCAUUUUUUAUUUUUUAAAAAAAACUGAAUUGGGAGAGUCGGGGAAUAAAACAUUUCCACCUUAAUGCCCAAGAACACUAAGCUUAAAAAAUAAACCGGGAAUGUUGACGUGUUUUGAUCCACAUUUUCUUGAAAUCCUUUUUUUUUUAAAAAAUUAAAUGGAUUUUGUUUCUCAGCAUUAGGACAUGAAUGUCAAAUUAGGUAACGUAUAAAAUAUUUGUGUUAAUUUUUUUUGGUAGAUGCGUAGACCUACCUUCAUUGCUUUUGGAAAGAGAUUCUAAAUUAAUCCUAGGAAGAUCUGAGUCCAGUAGCACCUUAAAAAUGAACAAGAUUUCCAGGCUAUACGCUUUUUAAUGAACAGCAUUUCCAGGCUAUAAGUUUUUUAAUGAACAGCAUUUCCAGGCCAUAAGCUUUUGAGAGUCAAAACUCCCUUCAUCAGAUACAAUGACUUUAUCUGACAAAGGGAGCUUUGAAUCUCCAAAGCUUAUAGCUUGGAAAUCUUGUUCGUCUUUAAGGUGCUACUAGAACUUGAAUUGUGCUCUUUUGCAGACCCACACAGCUGUCUUGCCCACCUGAAAUUAAUGCCUGUUUUAGCUGCUGUUAACAAAACUGUUACAGAUGGGUAACAUGUCAAACCAUAUUACACUUUAAUCACACUGAUUUUUUUUUUUGAGAAUCUCCCUCUUUGCUGGAAACAAAUGUUCUGUCAGAAUGCAGAGACGGCUGUUUCACUAAAGCAUGUUGAUUAUUUUAAUGUGGUGGUAGCGGGAAGAUAAUCUUGAUUCCAUUGGGAAUCUUAGGUUUGCCUCAAUUUAUGGUUUUCAUAAAUUUUAAUGGAAAAAUAGCUUUCCAGGACUGCUCAAGUUUCAUUUUAGUAAACAAUAUCUUUCUAAUGAGAAGAAAAAAAAGCAUGAAGGAUGAAUUGAGGUAUUUACAUUGCCUCAAACUGACCAGCAUUGUAUUAAUAAAAACACUGUAUAUCUUGCAAAUCUUUAUUUAAACCGAACAGUUGAACUGUUCGUUUUUUUUCAAUCUGAAGUAAAACAAAGAAACAAAACUUUCAAGACCUUUUGAGUUUUGCCUGCUCAUUUUAUCUUGUACAUUUCAUCUCUGUAUUUGACUUAAGUCUAAUUCCUUUUUUGAGUUUCAAUACUCUUUUGUGGAAAAUUUUGUGAAAUAUAUAUAUAAAAAAAUAAAUGUUUCAACACAAGAA